Suillus clintonianus is the source of this 1251-nucleotide messenger RNA. RefSeq lists its product as uncharacterized. The record is from RefSeq and is a predicted model, not a curated record. Bases 171 to 1019 code for a protein of 282 amino acids. Gene Ontology annotation, biological process: regulation of transcription by RNA polymerase II. The transcript has 3 exons. Gene Ontology annotation, molecular function: DNA-binding transcription factor activity, RNA polymerase II-specific; RNA polymerase II cis-regulatory region sequence-specific DNA binding. Gene Ontology annotation, cellular component: PcG protein complex; transcription regulator complex. NCBI's taxonomy places the organism in Eukaryota, Fungi, Basidiomycota, Agaricomycetes, Boletales, Suillaceae.
CCGCAGAAAAGCAAUCGUACUCGAUGUCCAUAGCACGCUUGGUGCUUUAAAAGAAGCGCGCAAGAUGUGUGGAUUUGCCACAACACACGCGCUUUUCAUUCACUCCAAGGAUUUAAUCCACCCCGCAGAUCAUUCACAACUUCUUCCUUCCUCUCAAACAUUAUCACAAGAUGCCUGCUGUAGAACGUAACACAUCUGUUGCCUGCACUGUCUGCGAUAAGGUUAUAAGCCGCAAGGCAGAUCUUCCGAGACAUAUGCGGACGCAUGCUGAAGACAAGGAAGCUCUUAUGCAUGCAUGCCCAUUCCCUAACUGCGAUCACAAGACCCUCCAAAAGUCCAACAUGCUGACGCACAUCAGAACCCACACCCGUGAAUUCUCCAAGACCUGCCCUCACCCUGGGUGCGCGUUUGCCACUACAGAUCCAGGCAGCUUGACGCGUCACCGCAAGGUACUACAUGGAUACGAGCCCAAAGCGCGUUGCAGACCCGGUGGCAAAGCUGCUCGGCGGUCCGCCGCCGCGCCUUACCCCUCUACUCAAUUUAUGAAGCCAGAGGCAGAGAUUCCUGCAUCGCUGGAUCUCAAUGAGCCAGCAUUUCCCGAGCUCGCAGGCCUCGUUCGCUGCGAUGCGCUCUCACCCGCUGAGUCCAGCGGUUCUGGUAUCCCCCAAAUCUCAGGCGAGCUCGACGAACUCCCCUGGGAGCGACUCUUCCCCGACAUCCCCGUCGAGGCCUUCACCUCCGUUUAUGAUCAGCCCUCUCAGCUCCCCAUCCCCACCUCCAACUACUACCAGCCUCCGACUGUCCCUGCCGGUCCUUCCACUCUCCACAUGCCGCAGUUUGACCCGGAGCUGUCCUCCAAUGUCAACUAUCAGCAGCCCGUUCCAGAUAUGCCAGCUGAACUGGACGAGUUUUUGCAGAAAUACGGCUCAGGGUUCUUUGAAGGCCGCUGCGAGUACCCGGACAGUGCAACGUAUUCGAUGGCCCAGCCCUCGUUUACGAACGAACACAACGCCGACUGAAAUCUUCACUAUCAUCUUUCAUCUCAUUGUCAUACUACCCCGCAUCAUCAUUAGCAUUGGCAUCAGCAUCACAAUCUUAUGUGGAAUUCAUCAUUAUCAUUAUUGAUCAUUUAUAUCAUACCACUUGCAUUUCUUAUACAUAUCUUCAUCCGGACUUUUAGGAUUGCGACCUUCAACUUGUAAAUUACAUUAUGUAUAUUAAUUCACGAAUAUCAUGACUAUGGAUUGGGAC